Molecule: messenger RNA, 975 nt
Organism: Rhodofomes roseus
Lineage: Eukaryota; Fungi; Basidiomycota; Agaricomycetes; Polyporales; Fomitopsidaceae
Exons: 3
Coding region: 1-975 (324 amino acids)
Source: RefSeq, a predicted model, not a curated record
AUGUUAGCUGAGGCUGUUGGGCCGGACAGUCCGAGUCGCCCCAAGUCAACCGCCAAGUCGACCUCUAAGUCUACAGCUAAGCCAACGUCUGCCUCUGCAUCAAAAUCUUCUAAAGCCAAGUCAUCUACCACUCCGAAGUCCUCUUCCAAAGCUCCCUCCAUCUCUCUCGAGCCAAUGGGAUUGAAGGCUGAUUGGCAGUCUGCCGUCUCGCGCCGGUCGCAAACCCCAGCGUCCAAGUCCCAAGCCAGUUCUUCUGCGCGAUUUGACUCACCGGCAACAGCGUCAUCCAGUCAGGGAACCCCUGCACCGAGGAACUCGGCCGCAGCCCAUCGCGCAGCAAAUGCCAAACGCACUCGGCGUCAAAACUCAUUCGAGUACAUCGGCGGGUUCACCGAUAGCGACGUGACGGUCAGCCUAGGUACUGCACGACGCAGCUCCACCCAGCUUGCACAGGUCGUCUCAAGUACAGAUAAACGGGACGAGAGUGAAGAGCGGGAGACAGAGGGUGCGAAGAAGAAACGGCGGGCGAGGAGUGCGGUGUCGGAGGAGAAGUCGCUUUCGGUAACUUCUUUGCCUGCGUUCAUCCGCCCGCACUGGAAGACGGUCUUUCUUCCUACGUUGCUUCAGCUGACCGGUGAAAGCGAGCAUCCUUGGGUGUUUGCAAGGGGCAAAAGCUCCUCUACUGGCGACGACAACCUCCUUAUGGCACUCGUGCAGAAGCUGAUAGAUUCGCUUUGGCCGUCGGAGCAUUACGACGUCAACAAAAGUGACAAGGUAUAUAAGAUUGCACGUCAGGCGGUGAUUGACUGGCGUGGCCGCUUUGCCAUGCGGAUCAAGACAGCCGUCAAGCAAGAGCUCACCAAGCAGGGCUCAGCGGCGAACAUCCGCGUGUUCGUGGAGAGCGCACUGUCACGCAGCACCGGGCUGGCAUUCUGGGCGACAUACGAUGCAGACAUAAGCACAAUGGACUCCUAG